GAGGGGAAGAGGAUGUGAUCAUACAAUAGACAGCAGACGGGAAAUUGUGAAAGGGACCUCUGUAUAGAAAAGCAGCCCACAACUGUCUCUGCUCUCAGAGGAGGUGAGCUUCUGAGACGACCGACUUGUCUGAGAGUGGACCCGGCUGUGUGUUUGUCUACCCGACAUGGAACCAAAGCGGAUCAGGGAGGGCUACCUUGUGAAAAGGGGGAGUGUGUUCAACACUUGGAAACCCAUGUGGGUUGUAUUGUUAGAAGAUGGAAUUGAAUUCUAUAAGAAGAAAAGUGACAGCAGCCCCAAAGGAAUGAUUCCCUUGAAAGGAAGCACUCUGACUAGCCCUUGUCAGGACUUCGGCAAAAGGAUGUUUGUGUUUAAGAUCACUACAAAAAAACAGCAGGACCACUUCUUCCAGGCAGCCUUCCUGGAAGAGAGAGAUGGCUGGGUUCGAGACAUUAAGAAGGCCAUUAAAUGCAUUGAAGGAGGCCAGAAGUUUGCGAGGAAAUCCACCAGGAGAUCCAUUCGACUGCCAGAAACCAUUGAUUUAGGUGCUAUGUAUUUGUCCAUGAAAGAUACUGAAAAAGGAAUAAGAGAACUAAACCUCGAGAAGGACAAGAAGAUUUUUAAUCACUGCUUCACAGGUAACUGUGUCAUCGACUGGCUGCUUUCCAACCAGUCUGUUCGGAAUCGCCAGGAAGGCCUCAUGAUCGCCUCCUCACUGCUGAACGAAGGCUACCUGCAACCUGCUGGAGACCUGUCUAAGAACGCAGUGGAUGGAACUGCCGAAAACCCUUUCCUGGACAACCCUGAUGCCUUCUACUAUUUUCCAGACAGUGGGUUCUUCUGUGAAGAGAAUUCCAGUGAUGAAGACAUUAUUCUGAAAGAAGAAUUCAGAGGCGUCAUUAUCAAGCAGGGAUGUCUGCUGAAGCAGGGGCAUAGGAGGAAAAACUGGAAAGUGAGGAAGUUCAUCCUGAGAGAAGACCCUGCAUACCUGCAUUACUAUGACCCUGCUGGGGGGGAAGAUCCCCUGGGAGCAAUUCACUUGAGAGGCUGUGUAGUGACUUCAGUGGAGAGCAACCCGGAUGGCAAGAAGAGUGAAGAAGAGAACCUCUUUGAGAUCAUUACGGCUCACGAAGUUCAUUAUUUCUUGCAAGCGGCCACCCCCAAGGAGCGCACUGAGUGGAUCAAAGCCAUCCAGGUGGCCUCCCGGACUGGGAAGUGAGGACACACCUGCAGCUCAUCCUCACUCUCCUGAGGGAAUGCCAUGGAUAAGCUCGGUCCAAGAUCUGUUUAUUUCUGGUGACAGAGCAAAGAAAGAGCCCCAGGGUGGGAAAUUUUCAUCUCAGGGGUUUUGAAUGUAAUUAAACACACGCCGCGUGAUGUUCACCUGUAGCAACCACAUGGCUCCCUGCAGUCUCUCUGCCACUCUCCAUGUCCCCUGGGUACACUGCUUAAUCUCUCCAGGCCUCAGGUUCCUCUUCUGGAAAACGAAGUGAGUUCCAUGAGGUUCUCCCUCGCUUAAACACAAAGCCCUGUGAUUGUAAUAUCCAUGGAAGUGAAAGUGUCUCUAGUCAUCCAGCUGGUGUCUCUUCUUGGCUAAGUCUUGGCCUUCAGACCCUGAGACGACUCUUCCCUUCAAAACUGUUCCCAGUCUGUACUACGAGGACCAGGCAUUUGCCUCUCUUGUUCUCUUUCACCACUUUCCCUUGCUCUUGGCUACAAGGUCAUGUGUCAAAAUGAAGGAGACCUCUCUUCUUCCUUUCUCCCUCUACCCAGAAACUUCCUGAGAGGCAAUGCUGCAGUGGGGGCUCUUAUGUUGAAGUCUUCUUUCACUAACUAUAGCCUGAAAAGUUAUGUCUUCUGAGAAAAAGAACUAAGAAAGUCAGGAGUAGCCGAGGGUCUUUCAUGCCUUGAAGACACCCAGUGAAGGCAUAUUCCACUCCCACUUGAUGCUGAUCUGAGAACAGUCUAUCUUUGUCCCUUUCCGGAACAUUUCUCUAUCAUGUACGAUAAUCAGGACGGGGAACUCGAAAUCUUUGAGAUAGUUCCAUUUGAGUGUUUGCAGAAAAAAGUGGCCAUGCAGGUUCUCUUAAUGAGUUCUCUCCAUGGGUGAGGGGCCUGGGCAGCUGCCUGGCUAACGUGCCCCCCAAACUCCAGUUCCAGAGGGCACAGGGGCUACACCACAGGUGGGCAGAUGGGAUGAUGAGUUUAUACAAAGAUAGCACUGAAAGAACUCAAGUCUAGCAGAGCAAGUAGAGGUGGCCAUCAACAGCAUUCAGUGCCUUCCAUCCUCCAGUCGAUGAUACUGUGGCUGUGCCUGAGCUUUAAGCAUAAACUGAAGCAACUUUUGCUAGACCUCCUAAGAGCCUCGCAAACCCAUUAUCAACCAGAGUUAUCUGACCUAGAUUCUAACUGGGUACCUGUUCCCAGUUUUUGACUGUGUCCUCUAAUAAAUGAUUCCAAUCCAAAAUUGAGAAAGAAAGCGGGUAUGUGGGCAAAAGUUUAUUUUCCAAUUUCAGAUUUUUAAUUUUAAGGCCCCAGUGAGUAAAAAGGAGUAGAAAAUUCUUCCCAAUUUUAUCUACUCCUCUCUCUCCCUACACUAAUUC
Messenger RNA from Pteropus alecto (black flying fox), 2603 nucleotides. It is a transcript of the gene PLEK, whose product is annotated as pleckstrin. The transcript has 9 exons. Gene Ontology annotation, cellular component: plasma membrane. The coding region runs from base 167 to 1219 and encodes 350 amino acids. Lineage: Eukaryota; Metazoa; Chordata; Mammalia; Chiroptera; Pteropodidae. Gene Ontology annotation, biological process: actin cytoskeleton organization; intracellular signal transduction. The record is from RefSeq and is a predicted model, not a curated record.